CCACGAAAGUGUGCCCACAUUGUGUAUUAGUUGUUUCUUUUGUAGUUAAUUUUUAUUAUACACUCUUUUUUUCAAGAUUUAUUUUUGCAUAACAUGUAAUGUUAAACAGUAACAUAUACAUGCAAUUAUACCUCUGCGCCUGUAGGGGGGGGCAAUGGGACUAGUUUGCCUAUGCAUCACCGGAAAUUUCUCUCAUAACUGAGAAAGAUUUAAUGAAGGCAAGCCACAGUUUCUGUGUCAUCCUUUUUGUUCUCCACUUUUCAGUUUUUUUUAUACAGCUGUCUACGGGCGCCACAACCCGGUACCUGUAACAGUUUAUUGGGGGCUCGUCCGGGAUCUUCUCCGCUGUCAGGGUGGAAGAUGAUCCAGUGAUACAGACACCUGGGACCAAAGGUGACCAGCCAGGGAACUAGCCACUCAUUGGGGAGAGAGAUUCGAUACGGUGACCCAUUGCGUGAAAGAGGGAAACACUCAUGGCAGACAGUGAGAGGAAAAGCUUGGUGUGGACCAUCAAGAAAGGCCUGCUCACCCUUUCUGCAGAUGAACUGUUCCAGAUUGCAAAGUCGCUGGGUCCUGUGCCAGGGGUGGACCGGUCUCGUUUGGCACCUAUGGAUGAGGAGGCUUGUUUCGACUACAUCAGCAGUUUCAUGCACAGUAAGCACUUGCAAGAGUCUGAGGAUGAAGGCCUAGCUCACUUAUUAGAGUUGAAAGAGGUAGUUGAUGUAACUAUUCAGAGUCAUGUGUCUGACAUACAAAUGUGUGUAAAAGGUAAUGCUGUCUCACAUGUUCCACUGUCAAACUUACAAGUUGAUAUCACUGAUGAGGAAACUCAAGCUAAUGUUAAUGUAAAUCCAGUUGAUGGUGAGACUGUUGAAGUUGAUGCUAAUGCAAUACACCCUUUAGCAAACACAGCUAUCAACACACACAACUCAGAAAUACAGAAAUUACUGGCUAGCUAUGAGGAACUUAGUAAGAAGAUCACACAGUACAUACCCACCUCCACUCUGCAGUCCACACUCCAUUCACCUGCAAAGUCACAUCUCACAUCACAGAAUAGGGACACAUUGAACACUAGGCGUUUGGGUGAAUAUCCCACAACUGUUGCUCAUGACAAGUUGGUCUCCUUAAGAGAGUUGUCCUAUCUACAUCGUAGAGAGUUCAAGAUUCAGGGUGGUCAGAUUGGAGAUCAUGGUUCAGACAUCAGUUAUAACAAUGUUUGCCGCCAGAUUGAAGAAGGGGUAAAGGAGCAAUUUAGUGAUGCAGAAAUUGUUAAAGCUGUCCUCAGGGCAAUAAAACCUGGAAUUUCAAAGAUAUGCUUAUGA
Messenger RNA from Silurus meridionalis, 1322 nucleotides. RefSeq lists its product as uncharacterized. The transcript is spliced from 2 exons. The coding region runs from base 474 to 1322 and encodes 282 amino acids. The record is from RefSeq and is a predicted model, not a curated record. Lineage: Eukaryota; Metazoa; Chordata; Actinopteri; Siluriformes; Siluridae.